Molecule: messenger RNA, 1767 nt
Organism: Penicillium arizonense
Lineage: Eukaryota; Fungi; Ascomycota; Eurotiomycetes; Eurotiales; Aspergillaceae
Product: putative DNA repair protein (Rad57)
Exons: 2
Coding region: 1-1767 (588 amino acids)
Biological process (GO): DNA recombinase assembly; mitotic recombination; DNA strand invasion
Molecular function (GO): ATP binding; double-stranded DNA binding; DNA strand exchange activity
Source: RefSeq, a predicted model, not a curated record
AUGGAUCUACUAACAGUCCUACCUGGCUUCAAAACAAAACCAUACCAGCACCUUCUCCCAGCCCUCGAGCGGACCAAAAUCACCACCGUCGACCUUCUGACCAUCGAAUAUCUCGAAAUCGCGAAACGCGCCCAUGUUCCCCCCGCAGACAUUCGGCGGCUCUGCGACCGCGUUAUCGAGGCCCUGCAUGCCGACAUUGGCCUCAAAGAUUCCGAGCCAAUCAUAGAAGAUUCAGAUGAAGAGCCGGAUUCCAGUAUACGCCCAGCAAGUCUAACUCUUGGCCCUGCGACCAACCGCACGACGUCAGAAUGGAACACGAUCAGCACCCUGGACCUUGCGAUGGAUGACCUGCUGGGAGGCGGCGUCCCAACGGGAUAUAUUGUCGAAGUCACGGGUGAGAGUGGAAGCGGCAAGACCCAAUUCCUCAUGAGUCUCUGUCUAGCUGUUCAGCUGCCCAAACCGUAUGGUCUACGACGACGCUCAUUAUACAUCUCGACUGAGCAUCCAUUAUCUACGCCACGGCUUUCCCAGCUCAUAGAAUGCCACCCCAUACUCUCCACCUUGCCGGCCGAGGAAGCGCCCUCGCUCGAAGAUAUUCUAUCCAUAAACGCCAUGGACCUGGAAGCACAAGAUCACAUCCUGAACUAUCAGCUACCUGUUGCAAUCCAACGCUACAACAUCGGUUUAGUAAUUAUCGACUCAAUAACCUCAAACUACCGCGCCGAACAUUCAUCUACCGACGCCAUAGCCCUGGCUACACGCUCAAACGAGCUUGCAAAACUAGGCCACAUGUUACGCAACCUUGCUGUCGAAGAAGACAUAGCAAUCGUGGUCGCGAACCAAGUGUCUGAUCGCUUCGACAUGCCUGACAUACCGGACGACCCAGAUACUGACGAAGAUCCCUCGACACAAUCAGACGUGCCGAGCCAAACGGAAGAAGACGUUGACUUCCCCGUUGCAAUGUCACAGCAUCCAGUGUCCCAGCCUCCAAUGUCUCAGCCAGUCAAUAUCGACUUUGAAACUACUCAGCAACCACCUUCCGAUUCUCAAGACCCACCUUCAUCCUCUGCCAUCCCGUCAUCUCAAUUAUAUGGGUAUGACGAUGAAGAUGCAUUCCAAAAGUCGCAUUGUGACACCGACCUCACACUUGAACAAGCCAUGAGUGUCAACCUCCAGGAACGAUUCUUCACUGGCUGGGGCGAUGAUUUCUCACCUCAUACAUCCCUAAAAAACCCAGCCAUGGGACUAUUCUGGUCGAGCCAGAUUGCUUGUCGCAUUGCGCUGAAGAAGGAGGAAUCUGCGCCAAGGGUUGCUGCAGGUGCAUAUCUGGCAUUUACACCGGAAACAGAAGAAGCCACCGAGCCAGAAAGUACAGACGAAAAGCCUAUUUCGGCAUCUGAGUUUCUCAGGUCUUCUCAGGAUCAACCAAACAUCGACCAAGAUGUCGAGCCGAGAGAUAUCCCCGCUCCAGAUUUCAGGGAUAGAGCAAGCCCUGAUUCCCAGCUUGAUCCCCAGCUUGAUCCCCAGCUUGAUUCCCAGGAUAGAACAGCUCCGGGCUCCCAGGACCAAGAUCUCAACCACAUUCCCGAUCGUGUCACAAGGAGAACGAUGAAACUAGUCUUUUCGCCUUGGACAGCUGGACCAACAGAAGAAGAAGAGUAUCCCUUACCACAAACUCCACCUGGCAGACCAACCGGGCCACCGACCGACGAGGUAGAUUUCGAGAUCUGGGCCGGCGGACUGCGGAGUGUCAGCUACGCAGAAUGA